AUGGCAUUGCAGAAAUCAUUAGAAAUUGAUGUCCGAAGAUCUAGGCAUCUUCAAUUGCGGCCGGAAAUGUCUGUGGGAGAAAUGCCCAAAUCUAUUGUAGAGCUUCUGGUUUCUGCAAAUUUGAACUUCAACAAUGGCGGGAAACAAAGAAGUGUGAAUUCGACAGCAAAGGCGACAAGUCGAAGCUUGGAACUGGUCGAGAACUUCAAUUCGACGUCAGGUGAAGCUAAUGGUGACCUUGAAUUGCACUGUAGAUCCCGAUUUUGUACUUGA
Messenger RNA from Linum trigynum, 273 nucleotides. The record is from the annotation of a GenBank genome assembly. NCBI's taxonomy places the organism in Eukaryota, Viridiplantae, Streptophyta, Magnoliopsida, Malpighiales, Linaceae.